UGUUUCGUGUUUGCCAGCUGUUGCUGUUGGGCCGGUCACUGAAUGCGUUGGCUGGAUGCACGACGGUCUCGAUCGUCUAGGAGUUUCAAGAUUUUUUUAAGAGAUUGUUUAAGAUAUUUCAACUACUCGUCACUCUCUAGUCUCUAUCGUAUCCGAUUUGAACGAGAACUAAGUAAAAUUUGCGUCGCGAGACGUGACUGAAAAGAGAUGCUUGCGUACCGUGCGUUUAACCUAUAACGAUGGACAUUUGCAAAUUUUGUUCGUAAAGUGUCCGCCGGAACGAGAUCGAGGAUCAUGGAAAAAGACGGUAAAAAUUUGUCGUUAUUUCAAUGGCAUUAUUAAAGACGAAAAGGAUGUCUCCGCUGGAAUGGCUGCCAUCCGUACAUUGCUGAAAGUUUUGGAAUAUUCAAAGUCUGAAACUGUUCAAGAACUCAGAUAUUGUCUACAGAAUGCGAUAGAUGCGAUGAGAUCUACGGAGAACCCAGUAACAGCCAUAGCAUCUGGUAGUGAAUUGUUCCUCCGUUUUAUAACUUUGGCCACGCUCGACACUCCUUCGAUAGCUGAAUGCAAAGGAAUCAUGCUACGCAGAGGCAACAUGUUUUAUGAAAAACUGGUGGCUGCCAGAGGAAAGGUGGCUAAAGUAGCGGCACAUUUCAUCAAGGAUGGUUCUAAAAUACUUACACAUUCAAAAUCGAGAGUCGUGUUGCAAGCGAUGAAAGGGGCAGUCGACAGUAACAAGAUAUUCCAAGUGUAUGUGACGUGUUCUGCUCCAGACGAUAGCGGAGAGGAAAUGUGUCGAGAUCUAACGAAAUUAGGAGUGUCUUGCACGCUGAUAUUAGAUUCUGCGAUGGGGUAUGUGAUGGAACAAGUGGACAUGGUGAUGGUAGGAGCCGAAGGCGUAGCAGAAAGUGGCGGCGUUAUAAACAAGGUGGGAACAUACACGAUGGCCAUGUGCGCGAAGGAAGUGAAGAAACCUUUCUACGUUUUGACGGAGAGUUUCAAAUUUUCAAGGAUAUAUCCCUUGAAUCAAGUCGAUCUUCCGAAUGAAUUUAAGUACACGGCGAGUACGUUGAAAAAAGAUUUGCGGAAAGAACAUCCGUUGGUCGAUUAUACGCCACCGCAUUAUAUCAGUCUCCUGUUUACCGAUCUGGGUAUACUAACGCCUUCUGCUGUGAGUGACGAACUUAUUAAAUUAUAUUUGUAAAACUAGUAUGUUGCGCACGACAAACUUCUGACGACGACGACAGCAAUAAAUCCAACCAUUUUACGAAAA
Ceratina calcarata is the source of this 1273-nucleotide messenger RNA. It is a transcript of the gene eIF2Balpha, whose product is annotated as eukaryotic translation initiation factor 2B subunit alpha. The record is from RefSeq and is a predicted model, not a curated record. Gene Ontology annotation, molecular function: guanyl-nucleotide exchange factor activity; translation initiation factor activity. The transcript is spliced from 8 exons. Lineage: Eukaryota; Metazoa; Arthropoda; Insecta; Hymenoptera; Apidae. Gene Ontology annotation, biological process: translational initiation. Gene Ontology annotation, cellular component: eukaryotic translation initiation factor 2B complex. The coding region runs from base 368 to 1204 and encodes 278 amino acids.